UUGGCGCGAAUGGCGCGCGCGUGCCCACACCUGGUCCAACAUGGCGGCCUGCGCGGUUCAGCUGAUUGACAAACGGCCCAGGAAGUUAAUUGAGAAAAAAGAGACCCAUGUGGUUAUUGUGAGGAAAGAGCUGCAUGUAAAGCAUCCAUUACAAAACCGCUGGGCCUUAUGGUUCUAUAAGAAUGAUAAGAGCAAAAUGUGGCAGGACAAUCUGAGGCUCAUCACCAAGUUUGAUACCGUGGAGGAUUUUUGGGGGUUGUACCAUAACAUUCAGAAGGCAAGCAAACUCUCAUCCGGAUGCGACUAUUCGGUGUUCAAGGAUGGAAUCGCGCCCAUGUGGGAGGACAGGAGCAAUAAAUGCGGAGGCCGUUGGCUCAUUACACUGUCCAAACAGCAGAGACAUUCAGAGCUCGACCGCUUUUGGCUGGAGACGUUGUUGUGUCUGAUCGGCGAGGGUUUCGGCCCAUACAGUCGAGAUGUCUGCGGUGCCGUCAUUAACGUUCGUGCCAAAGGAGACAAGAUCGCCAUCUGGACAACGAACACCGAGAACGCAGAAGCAGUAACGUGCAUCGGCCGGAAGUAUAAAGAGAGUCUGGGUCUCCCGACGAAGCUUGUGAUUGGAUAUCAGGCCCACGCCGACACGGCCACUAAGAGCAACUCCAUCACCAAGAACAAGUUUGUUGUCUGAACUGAAGCAUCACUCCAGCUUGUCCUCACAUGAUUGCACUUUGCUUUUUGCCUUUUUUCGUGGGGUAUUUGAUCUAUUGAGUUUGUAUUUAAGUUAUGUUUGUGUGAGGGGAUUUUUAUUUAUUGGUGCUUGCCUUAUGUCUUGUCAUUUCAGUUUUUCCCUUCCCAUAAUAAAAUUUGUCCAUGUUUGGUCUUGA
This is a messenger RNA of Clarias gariepinus (North African catfish), 884 nucleotides long. It is a transcript of the gene eif4e1b, whose product is annotated as eukaryotic translation initiation factor 4E family member 1B. Gene Ontology annotation, molecular function: translation initiation factor activity; RNA 7-methylguanosine cap binding. Gene Ontology annotation, biological process: translational initiation. Lineage: Eukaryota; Metazoa; Chordata; Actinopteri; Siluriformes; Clariidae. Gene Ontology annotation, cellular component: eukaryotic translation initiation factor 4F complex; cytoplasm. Bases 41 to 688 code for a protein of 215 amino acids. The record is from RefSeq and is a predicted model, not a curated record. The transcript has 7 exons.